Molecule: messenger RNA, 493 nt
Organism: Mus pahari (shrew mouse)
Lineage: Eukaryota; Metazoa; Chordata; Mammalia; Rodentia; Muridae
Gene: Scrg1
Product: stimulator of chondrogenesis 1
Exons: 3
Coding region: 74-370 (98 amino acids)
Source: RefSeq, a predicted model, not a curated record
CCCAGUGAGCUGGAGCAUUGAAGAAGAUUCUCCUGCCAAUAGCACUGAAAAGAAAGAAAAAGGAGCAAGAGCCAUGAUGAAAUCUGUGGUACUUGUCACCCUCGGACUAACUUUGCUGUUAGGAACACAAGCCAUGCCUUCAAGUCGCCUCUCCUGCUAUAGAAAGUUGCUAAAGGAUCGUAACUGUCACAGCCUCCCGGAGGGCAGAGCCGACCUGAAGCUGAUCGACGCAAAUGUCCAGCAUCAUUUCUGGGAUGGGAAGGGAUGCGAGAUGAUCUGCUACUGCAACUUCAGCGAACUGCUCUGCUGCCCAAAAGAUGUCUUCUUUGGACCAAAGAUCUCCUUUGUGAUCCCCUGCGACAACCACUGAGGAUCUGCCCUCUGGAGAACGUGGUCCUGAAGGCCUUCACGUUUCCUAAUUUCCCACCAACUCUAUCAGUUCAGCGACAUCUCGGAUGUCCAUCCGGUAUAGCCAAUCCUGCAUAGAUUCUAU